This is a messenger RNA of Emiliania huxleyi CCMP1516, 6801 nucleotides long. RefSeq lists its product as hypothetical. Bases 1 to 6801 code for a protein of 2266 amino acids. The transcript has 23 exons. Lineage: Eukaryota; Haptophyta; Isochrysidales; Noelaerhabdaceae. Gene Ontology annotation, molecular function: catalytic activity. The record is from RefSeq and is a predicted model, not a curated record.
AUGCUCCUCCGCGUCAUCCACCUGAACGUCCACCGCUUCGCCAACGUCGCGGCCGGCUCCUCCACCUCGGCGGCCGGCUCCUCCACCGUCGGCGCGGUGGGCGCUGCUCUCUCGGCUCUCCACCCGGACCUUGUCACGCUGAACGAGGUGGAUGUCGCUCACAUGCCUGGGUGCCUGGAGUCCGUGUCGACCGCACUCUCGCUGCCGUUUGUCGAGUUUUUUGGCCACGUGCGCGGCACCUAUGGGAACGCCAUCCUCUCGCGCUAUCCGCUGUCCCGGCGAAAGGCGGUCCAUCUCGAGGGAGGGACCGAGUUCCGAUUCCCCGCCGGCACCCGCAAGUUCAACGGCGAGAUCGCAAAGGAGAAUGAGGCGCAUCGCAUCGUGCGCGGCCUUCUGAUCACAGACGUGGAGUUGCCUUCUGGCCUUCGGCCGCUCGGUGUGGCGGUGACGCAUCUGGACCACAUGGACGUCGCCCAGCGGAGGACGCAGCUGCGGCACAUCGUGCGAGAGGCCGGCGACGGUGCCCUGCUGCUCAUGGGCGACCUGAACGCGCUGACUCGCUCCGACUACAGCGACGGCGCGUGGCGACGGCUCGAGGAGCGCGCGCGGGAGAGGAAGUGGCAGCUGCCGCAGCACGGCGACCUCUCCAUCCUGCGAGACGCGAAGUUUGAGGACGUCGCCGUCGCCUCCGGGUCGGAGGUGCAGCUGACCGCCCCCGCAAGGGAGCCGCUGUACCGGGUAGACUACGGCUGGCUGCGCGGCGGCGGCGCGCCGGGCACCGCGAAGACCGCGCCGCCGGGCGCCACCAUCACGAUGGAGGCCGCCAGGGUGCACGGCGAGGUGCUCGUCUCGGACCACCUCCCGCUCGUGGUCGACUUGCAGCUGGGGGAGGCCGCGAGCGGCGAGAAUUCAUUCGAUCACAUGCUCAAACUCGAGCUGGUGCCGGCCGCCGGUGACAAGCUCGUGCUCAAGCUCUCUCCUCCGCCGCCGCUUGCUGACAAGCAGGCGUCUCUGGCGGACAACACGGCCGUCGUCGACUCUGACGGAGGUAACGCCGUCGGCAUCCCCUCCGAGCCCGUCUCGCUCAAGGAUGGCAUCGACACCGGCACCGGCGGCACCUGCACCGCCAACACCGGCACUGGCAACGUCCCGUCCGAGGGCGAGCCCGCCGGCUCGCUCGCCGGCGUCCACUUUGCGGGCGUUUCGCUCGACGCCGUGCCCGAGGCGUUCACCGUCGACGAUCCGGCCGGCGCCAAGGCCGUCGGCAUCCCGCCCGAGAGCGAGCCCAGCCCGCUCAAGGACGGCAUUGACGCGGGCGGCGGCAACGUCGCGGGCGAGUCUUCGCCGAUGAAGUCCUUCGCGAAGGUCGGAGUCAUCUCCGAGUCGGUGUCGCCUUCGCUCCUCGGAGCGAAGGCGUGCGGUGUCAAGGACACCCCCGUGGCAAAGUCUGGCACGGAGGACGUCCUCAAGAAGGACCCGGCCGCGGAAAAGGCGCCCGACGCGGGCGCGGUCGACUCGGACAAGGCCAAGGCCAUGUUCGCCACCCACGCGCCGCGCCUGCCCGCCGUUUUCUGGUCCAAGUUUACGCGCCCGACCGGCCCACCGACGGCCCCCACCGGCGCCGUCAAGGGCGCCCUCAAGAAGGACAUCCCUGCGGCAACGUCUGGCGCGGAGGCCUGCGUUGACGAGACCGGCGCCAUCAAGAACCCGGCGCUCAAGCCGGCCACCGAGGGCGACGCCGACUGGAAGGAGUUUCCAGAGGAGACGGCCGCCCCGGCGGUCAUCGACGGGUGGAAGACCCCCUCCCCGCUCCGCAAGAUCGAGCGCAAGGAGUCUCCGCUAGCGGAGAAGCUCGCCCCGGCGGGCAUCCCCGACAGGGCCACCCCGUCGAACCCGCGCCGCAAGAAGGGGCGCAAGGGCGCGUCCGCCCCGAUCGUCCGCACCAAGAGCAUCGCCCCGGUCGGCGGCAACAACCGGUUCGGGGCCCUGCUCAAAAUGGACGGCAACGAGGGCAUCCUCGGCGGCACCGGCAAGGGCGCGACGGCCAACGUCGAGACGACCACGAAUACCACGCCUGAGGGCUCUGCCGCCGGCCGGUUCCCGUGGUCAAAGUCCUACAACUUGCUCCGCCUCUUUGGGAUCCUCGCGCUGAUCUGCCUCGGAACCGCGUUUGCGCUCUCCUCGUACCCUGCCCCCUCCGCGCUUCUCUCCUCGCAGUGGCACGAGUCCCCGACUUCCUUUCCCGCAGUCACAACGCCGAUCGCGCCGGCAUCGCUUAACGGCUUCUGCGAGGUUGGCGGCAUCGACACCAGCUCGUUUGUGGCCAUCGUAUCGUCGGACAGCGCGCCCGCCAACCACCCGGUGCGUGCUCGCUCGCGCGUGCUAGUAUCCGCGCCGCGCAAGCUCGUGACUAACAGCCCGCGCGCCGUUCAGGGCGGACGCGACGAGGAGCGCUUCUGGGAAGCACUGAUGGACAAGAUCGGCGAGGCGGUGGGCGAGCCGUUGCACCUAAUUGGCGAGCCGCUGGCGUCCGUCAAGGACCUUUACGAGAAGCAGCCGGCCGAGGCCGACUUGGAGACCGGCCCGGCCUCGCGCAACAGCAUGGAGCGCAAGGGCGAGCCUGAGAUCGACCUCGUCGGUCCCGUCUACAGCAGCAGAUCGGGGAUCAUCGCUCGGGGACGCGACACCGUCUUGCCCGUGAACGACACGUCGCCCGAGUUGCGGCCCGCCGACGCUGGGAAGCCUGGGAUGCUGGAGGUGCGGAAGCUGGUCGAGACUGGCCUCGGCGCGCCCGUCGCUAGCAUGCACGCCGGCGGCGAGUGGCGGGCGAACGACGGAUUGACGGACGCUUCUCGAGUCCCAACCAAGGACCUCUUCCUCCAGCGUUGCCGGGCCGUCAACCCUCGUCUCACGGCCACGCUGGGGGAGCCAGCGUGGCCUGAAGAGGUCCGCACCGUCGCCGACUCGAACGCGGUCGAGUCAGAUAUCUUCUCGGUCCCAAGUGUGUGCGCCGACUGGCAGCCACGCGGCGCUGCCCGUGCGUGGCACGCGAAGCCUCGCCACGCGCUCACCGACGAGCGCUCCAAGACCGACAAGCCGCCCGCGGACCCACCGGCCGACGAGCUCUCCAUUGACCUACCCUCCCCGUUCCACUUUCCCUUCACGAGCGGAACCUCCUCUUCCGCGCCUGGCCGCGCCCGGCAGCGCGGUCAGCUUUUGGCCGCCUUGUUUUUGCUGCUUGGAGCGUGCGGCGGCGUGCUGCUCUCAGUGCGGCGGAGCACCUCUGGGCGCCUCGCGCAGGGAUCAAGGCGCGGCGCGAGGCUGCUUCUUCUCGUCGCGCUGCUCCCGCUGGCAUGUGCACCAUCAGACCACACGUCUGGCUCAAUCGACUUGCAGGUCACUGUGGGUGGCGGCAGCUACCCGUCCGAGGUGUCGUGGGACCUGACGUGCAGCGGCGCGUUGAUCGGCAGUGGAGGGGCCCCCUACUCUGGCACCCUGUCCGCGCCGCCCGGCGAGUGUACGCUCGACAUGAACGACUCGUACGGCGACGGCUGGAACGGCGACUUGUGGAAGGGUGCGGGCUAUACGUUCACGCUCGACUCCGGAUCCUACGGCAACGAGACGUUCAUCCUCGCCCUCCUCCCUCCGUCGUCUCCGCCGUUUCCGCUUUUGCCGCCGCUCUCCCCGGACUUUGUCGCCGCGUCGAGCGAGGCUAAGCUCCGCUCCCUGAUCCAGAGCGCUAGCGACGACGUCUCAAUCUACUUGCCGCCCAGUGCAGACUUCAAGCUGAGCAGCCAGAUCAGCUGCGACGGCGGCGUCGUCUACGCGUCUAGCAGCGGUGCGGUCUCGAUCAUCGACUCAGAUGUGUCGGGCUGCUCGGCUACUGGCGAUUACGGGGUGGGCGGCGUCGUCCACGCGGCGGACAGCGGUGCGGUCUCGAUAAUCGGCUCGACCGUGUCGGGCUGCUCGGCUGUCGAGUCCGGCGGCGUCGUCUACGCGUAUGACAGCGGUGUGGUCUCGAUAAUCGGCUCGACCCUCGUCAACGGGAGGGCGGACUUCGGCGGCGUUGUGUACGCUUACCAGGCAGGCGACGUCGAGAUCAUCGGCUCGGCCGUGACGGGCUGCUCUGCUCGGUACGGCGGCGUCGUCUACGCGCGGGACAGCGGUGCGGUCUCGAUAAUCAGCUCGACCUUGACGAGCUGCUCUGCUGUCGAUUUCGGCGGCGUCGUCUACGCGUAUGAAAACAGCGGUGCGGUCUCGAUAAGCGGCUCGAACGUGUCGGGCUGCUCUGCUGGCUGGGACGGCGGCGUUGUCCACGCGCCUGGCAGCGGUGCGGUCUCGAUAAGCGGCUCGACCGUGACGGGCUGCUCGGCUGGCGAGCGUGGCGGCGUCGUCUACGCGCUUAGCAGCGAUUCCCUCUCCAUCGCGGGUAUCGACUUCAUCGACAACAGAGCGGCGAUCUCAGGCUCGGUGCUGUACCUUUCAAACACGCCCUCCUCGAUCAGCGCCGCCUCCUUCACCGGCAACACCGCUGGCGACGACAACGACGGUGGCACGAUACAGGCCAUCAACUCGCCGAUAAACUGGGACUGCCGCUUGGGCAGCUGGAUGCCGCGCAAGGGCUCCUUUUUUGGCGACUUCAGCGCGGGCCAGGCGCGGUGUGUCGGCAAUGUUGAUCCGGGAGAGGCUAGCGGUCGGAGGGUGCAGGAGGCCGGCUUGGACUACUGCGCAGACGCCUUCGCCGGCCCCGAGUGCCAGCUCUGCCGCGAGCCGAACCACUACCUGGACGCCGACGGCGCCGCCUGCAACGAGUGCGUCGCUGUCGGCACGGCGGCGGGGCGCAUGGCGGGCACCGCCCUCGGCCUCUGCGUCGCGUUUGGCCUCGUGGCGUUGGCGUACUCAGUUCAGCGCGGGCAAACCGAGUGGAGGAAGGAGCGCUUCAUCGGACUUCCCUUGCGCAUCGCCGACCGCACCGGUGACGCGAUUUACAAAAUCGGCCUCAUCCCCAAGUUCAAGAUCUUGUUUGGCUUCUACCAGGUCUGCCUCGUCCUCUCCACCACCUACUCGGCGCGGCUGCCGGAACGGUACACGGGCUGGACGGAGGCGCUGGCCGAAGCCGUCUUCAUCGACUGGUCGGGCAUCGUGCUGCCGGUGCAGUGCCUGCCGCACAAGUCCCGGCUCGUCGCCGUCGCGAUCUCUCCCAUCGGCGUCAUCGCGCUGCUCCUCUUUGCUGGCAUUGUCUUGCGGCUCUGUGCACGCUGGCGGCGUGCUCGGCGAGGGGCUGGCUGCGAGAGCGGCUCCGAGGUCGACGGCGCGACAAGCAACGUUCUCGGUGGCGAAGCACAGCUGCAGGAGCCACCAUCGUCUUCAGCUGCGGAGCCACCGACGGCGCUGGCCGAAACUGACGAUGCGGCGGUCUUUUCAUGGCCUGCAGAGGUGGCGCUCGGCCUCCUCGACCUCACGCGGGGGGGUUUGGUGCUCAUCUUUCUUUUGGGGCCGUCUGUGAGCGCCACGAUCUUGCGCGGGUGGUCGUGCCAGGGCUACACCACCUCUGCGCCGGGCGAGACGCUCGCUCUGGUCGAGUACAUGCGGCAGGACGCGAGCGUCGAGUGCGGCACCGACGAGCACGACUCCAUCACGAGACUCGCCAUUGGCUUCGUCGUCAUCUGGCCGGUCGGCUCGCUAGUCCUCUACUCGGCCCUUCUUCUCGCAUGCUACAAGCCGCUGCAGGCCAAGUCGCCGAACGCGCUGACGAAGGCCACCGCCUUCCUUCACCGGGAGUACAAAAGGAACUGGUACUGGUGGGAGGCGGCCGAUCUGGCGCGCAAGCUCUUUCUGACGGGCUUCGUGCUGCUGGUUGCCGAGGAGGAGGACUCCUUUGUUCGUCUCGUCGUGGCGGUGCUCGUGUGUUCGUGCUACGCCGUCGCGAUCGCCCUGGUCCAGCCCUACAAGCGGUUCGAGGACAACAUCCUCGCCGUGGCCACCAGCCUCGUCCUCCUCCUCCUCUUCCUCGGUGCCAGCUGGACCACCAUCUUCCUCAACAUCGAGUUGCGAUUCCCCGGGGACGAGCCGGGGCAGUCGGCCUCCGCCGUCCUCGGCUUCAGGUCUGAGAAUGGACUGGUGAACUGGAUGCUCGUCCUUGCUGCGGCUGCGCUCCUGAUCUUCCUCGUGGGUACCAUCAUCGCCAUCCGCCGCCUUGCCAAGGUCCCCACGAUUCGCCUCGUCUUAACCAAGCAGCCCCCCGAGCUGGCUCUGGUGGACGGCCUCACGUGGCACCUCUUCCUCUCGCACAUCUGGUCCACCGGCCAAGACGCAGUCGCGGUCAUCAAGAAUGAGCUUAAGCUCUUGAUCCCCGGCAUCAAGAUCUUCCUCGAUGUGGACGAUUUGAAGGACAUCGGGUCGCUGGAGAAUUACGUUGACCGCACGCAGGAGUUGCGAGCACAGUGCCCGGAGGUCCUCCAGCCGGAGAUCUUUGACAGGGGGUGGGCGCAGACGACGUGGCACCGCAUCGACGAGUAUCAGCGUGUCUCGCUUAAGAUCAUCUCCGAGGCGCUCCUCCUCUGCUCGCCACACUACCUGAACCUGACCUCCCUCCCGCUCUUCAUCCCGGGCGAGGUGUCGCUCGUGCUGCUGGCCAAGGCUCUGGGCGCAACCCCGGUGAGCGCUCGCUCGAGCAUCCGCGACUCGCUUUCGAAUAUCGGGCGCUUCACUACCGCGCCUCGCGGCUCGACGACGUCCGACCCAGUCGUUACCGAGGAGGAUUCGCAGCUGGAGCAGCUGCCAGAGGUGGAGCAGGUGUAG